AUGGGCAAGAUCAAAUGUACCUACGAGGACUGCUUCAGGCACUUUGACGACCAGCAGUCCAUGAUUCGCCACAAGGUCAAAGAUCCAGCUCACUCUUACUGCAAGAUCUGCGAUGUUGACUGUGCCGACGACAUGUACUUCUUCAUCCACCAAUUGGCAAGCCCCAACCACAUCUGUUGCCCAAUCUGCGCCCUCGAGUUCAAAAGCACCUCUGCUCGAGAUACUCAUGUCUCCUCCCAACACAGGGCCAGUUCCAAUAUCGAAUGCGCCGGUUGUCAGGAGCAAUUCAACUCAGGCAACGCCUUGAUGCGCCACAUCGAGCAAGAUGAGUGUCAAGUGAUUUCAAUCCAGGACUUCCAAAUGCAGCGGGCAGAACGCCAGAUCCAAAAACAGGCCUGGGAAACAGACGUCGAGCCCUUCGGCGUCGCCCCAUCAGCACGACACCAUAGGUCCAUCACCAAGACGAAGGCAAUACAGGAUCUUCUCGACGCCGACCCGACCAAUAUACAAGGCCAUUCACAGGCUGACUUGUCACAUGGGCCUGAUUCUGUUACCUCGCAAGCACAGUAUCCGCCGCUGGUGCAGCCUCACGUCAACCCCGCUGCUCAAGCAAAUCGACCACCCAACGUCAACACGAAACCGUCAAGCAACCUCAUUGACCUCAACGGAACCGAAAGAGCCCUGUCAAAUCUGAACAUCAACCAACCGACCUGGGCCUUCGAUCGACCUUCCGCUCAACAACCACCACCACAAUAUGCCAACGACCCUCGGAUCAAGAACUGGGUCACCUCGGUGCGGACCGCCGCGGCGACCCCUCCCGCCGACAACGCCAGCGAAGUCGCUUCCAUGUACGACAAGCCCGCCGUGGCGGUGUCCGACCUUUCGACCAGCGUCCCUCCACCCAGCACGCAGGCCCUCCCCAACACCAAUGCGCCCCGUCAGCACGUCAUCAGAAUGCCCGCCCACACCGUCGUCAGCACGAACGCCCCGCUCGACAUCGAGAAGUAUUGGGACCCGAUCCGCCAGGUCUACGGCUGCCCGACGACCAAAUGCCGGCGCCAGUUCCGCACGGCCGAGCAGUUCCGCACCCAUCUGCUCUCGAGCGCGCACAUCGGCGGCCAAGUCACAUGCCCGUCAUGUCUCAAAAAGUUCGCCACCACGGCCGCGUGGGUCGCGCACACGGAGAGCGCGAGCAAGAAGUGCAAUAUCCGCACGAGUUUCGAUUACAACCAUGUUAUGCGGGAGAUUACGGGUGGAGUGCUCGGCACACGGGGCUUCAAUGAGGACGGGAGUAUCAAGUUUGUGGCGCCCAAGAUCGAUCAGUGGAAUGAGGAUGGGUGGUAA
This is a messenger RNA of Cladophialophora yegresii CBS 114405, 1344 nucleotides long. RefSeq lists its product as uncharacterized. Gene Ontology annotation, biological process: regulation of transcription by RNA polymerase II. Lineage: Eukaryota; Fungi; Ascomycota; Eurotiomycetes; Chaetothyriales; Herpotrichiellaceae. Gene Ontology annotation, cellular component: nucleus. The record is from RefSeq and is a predicted model, not a curated record. The transcript has 4 exons. Gene Ontology annotation, molecular function: transcription coregulator activity. The coding region runs from base 1 to 1344 and encodes 447 amino acids.